AAAUUUAAAAUUAAAAAAAAACAAAACAAAACCGAAGCUUGGAAAUGCAGUCCGCCUCCGUUACUUCCUUGCAGAGCUACUGCCACUGCAUCGUCUCCAACCCUUUUCGUCAACCCGGCCGCAAGAGUCGAAGCCCCACUUCCGUUACACUUCCCAACUAUCAAACUCAUCUUGGACACGUAUGCUCUUUCGUUCUCCUCGCCACAAACAACUUGAGCAAACAACGCCACACAAACCAAAACAUUGCGCACCCAAAUCGCAUACCCCCAGCAUUUCAACACCACUUCCGCUUUUCUUCCGACUCCAAUACAUCCAACAACCAAACCCCAGAAAUCCAACCCCAAGGAGGACAGCUAAGAACAGAGAGCAGCGCCACAAGGGUUUGUGAACCUUCUGCAAGCAUGUGGUGGCCGGACUUGAAAGCGGCGUUGGGCCAAAGAAUCAAUAUUGAGGGCAUCGUUUCUUCAGUGACAGUGUUCGCUAAAGAUCGACACUUGGCUCUACCUCAUGUUGCAGUACCCGAUAUAAGGCACGUUGAUUGGGCUGAGCUGCAUAGACGGGGUUUUAAGGGUGUUGUGUUUGAUAAAGAUAACACCCUUACGGCACCUUACUCGUUGACACUCUGGGAUCCUCUUGGGUCUUCGAUUGAGCGGUGCAAAUCGGUGUUUGGGCACAAUAUCGCGGUGUUUAGUAACUCUGCUGGUCUUUUUGAGUACGAUCAUGAUGGUUCAAGAGCCAGGGCGCUUGAGGCAACAAUUGGUAUUAAAGUGAUAAGGCAUAGGGUGAAAAAACCAGCUGGGGUAGCAGAAGAAAUAGAGCAGCAUUUUGGCUGUGAAUCCUCACAGCUUAUAAUGGUGGGUGAUCGGCCUUUCACUGACAUUGUUUAUGGUAAUCGAAAUGGGUUUCUGACUAUACUAACUGCACCGUUGAGUCUUGCUGGGGAGCCAUUCGUCGUCAGACAGGUUCGGUGUGUGGAAGUAGCCAUCGUGAAACAUUGGUUUGAGAGAGGUUUGACACCAAUCGGUCAUAAGCUAAUUUCAGAUCCCCAGCUCUGUGCUAAAGAUCCAUCUUCUCCGUAAAACUUUUGUUGUUGCAAAGUGAUUAUAGCUGUAACUAUCAACAAAAUUUUGGUUACCAUUAUAGGGAACUGAAUGGCCAUUUAUUUGUUUACUCAUCAAGGUCUCUUAGAUUCAGUAAAAUUAAUCAACAUUUUGGACUAAAGUGUUCACUGAGAGUGGAGAAAGUUGAGUCUCUCAAUGUUUCA
This is a messenger RNA of Tripterygium wilfordii, 1264 nucleotides long. RefSeq names its product phosphatidylglycerophosphate phosphatase 1, chloroplastic. Lineage: Eukaryota; Viridiplantae; Streptophyta; Magnoliopsida; Celastrales; Celastraceae. Gene Ontology annotation, molecular function: phosphatidylglycerophosphatase activity. The transcript is spliced from 5 exons. The record is from RefSeq and is a predicted model, not a curated record. The coding region runs from base 45 to 1079 and encodes 344 amino acids.